This is a messenger RNA of Trichosurus vulpecula (common brushtail), 8419 nucleotides long. It is a transcript of the gene FZD4, whose product is annotated as frizzled class receptor 4. NCBI's taxonomy places the organism in Eukaryota, Metazoa, Chordata, Mammalia, Diprotodontia, Phalangeridae. The transcript has 2 exons. The record is from RefSeq and is a predicted model, not a curated record. Gene Ontology annotation, molecular function: Wnt-protein binding; Wnt receptor activity. Bases 418 to 2043 code for a protein of 541 amino acids. Gene Ontology annotation, biological process: canonical Wnt signaling pathway; retina vasculature morphogenesis in camera-type eye; non-canonical Wnt signaling pathway. Gene Ontology annotation, cellular component: plasma membrane.
GGGAGAGCCGUGUGGAGCUUGGUCCAGGGCAGGGGCGGCGCAGCGCUGCUCCGAGCAGCCCAGCGAAGUUAGACGCAGAGCGGAGCACGAGAACCUAAAAGCCCGGAGCCGGGGUGGCUGCGGCUUGCAGCCAUGACCCCGGGAGUCCCCCCCUCCGCCGGGGGCCGGGGCAUUUGAUACCCUGCACAGCCGCUUGCAGCUGCCCCUGGAGGUAGCCACUGUCCUGCUGCUCCUGCUGCUCUCUCUCUCCCUCUCCUACUUCUUGCUUCGGCUCUCUUGCUCCAGUCACCCCGGAGUGGGGGCCCCCUCCCCUCCCUCGCCUGCCGGCUCUUCUUGCAAACUGGGGGUGUCUGGGCCAGCGGCAGAAGCCGCCGCCGGAGCCGCCGCCGCCGCCUCCCCCUCCCCCUGGCCCUGGCCAUGGCUCGGCGGGUCCUGGGACUGAGGGUCCCGAGGGCGUCCGGCGGUGUCUGCUUCAGCCUCCCGCCGCCGCCGGCACUGCUGCUGCUGCUGUUCCUGCUGCUGGGGCAGGCGCGGGCUUUUGGGGACGAAGAGGAGAGGCGCUGCGACCCCAUUCGGAUCUCGAUGUGCCAGAACCUGGGGUACAACGUGACCAAGAUGCCCAACUUGGUGGGGCACGAGCUGCAGACCGACGCCGAGCUGCAGCUCACUACCUUUACCCCGCUCAUCCAGUACGGCUGCUCCAGCCAGCUACAGUUCUUCCUUUGUUCUGUGUAUGUGCCAAUGUGCACAGAGAAGAUAAACAUCCCAAUUGGCCCAUGUGGAGGUAUGUGCCUCUCAGUCAAGAGGAGGUGUGAACCUGUUCUGAAGGAGUUUGGGUUCGCCUGGCCAGACAGCCUCAACUGCAGCAAAUUCCCCCCACAGAAUGACCAUAACCAUAUGUGCAUGGAAGGUCCAGGUGAUGAAGAAGUUCCCUUACCCCAUAAGACACCCAUUCAGCCUGGGGAAGAAUGUCAUACCAUGGGCACACAUUCGGAUCAGUACAUUUGGGUGAAAAGAAGCCUGAACUGUGUCCUGAAGUGUGGCUACGAUGCUGGCUUAUACAGCAGGUCAGCCAAGGAGUUCACUGACAUCUGGAUGGCUAUGUGGGCCAGCCUGUGCUUCAUAUCAACUGCCUUCACAGUGCUGACCUUCCUGAUUGAUUCAUCCAGAUUUUCGUACCCUGAGCGUCCCAUCAUCUUUCUCAGUAUGUGCUACAAUAUUUAUAGCAUUGCUUAUAUUGUGAGACUGACCGUGGGCAGGGAAAGGAUAUCCUGCGAUUUUGAAGAGGCAGCAGAACCAGUUCUCAUCCAAGAAGGUCUUAAGAACACAGGAUGUGCUAUAAUUUUCUUACUGAUGUACUUCUUUGGGAUGGCCAGCUCCAUCUGGUGGGUUAUUCUGACACUCACUUGGUUCUUGGCAGCAGGUCUUAAAUGGGGUCAUGAGGCCAUUGAAAUGCAUAGCUCUUAUUUCCACAUUGCAGCCUGGGCGAUCCCAGCAGUGAAAACCAUUGUCAUUUUGAUCAUGAGACUGGUAGACGCGGAUGAACUUACAGGCUUGUGCUAUGUUGGGAACCAGAACUUGGAUGCGCUCACAGGUUUUGUAGUUGCACCACUUUUCACUUACUUGGUGAUUGGAACAUUAUUCAUCGCUGCUGGCCUGGUGGCCUUAUUCAAAAUCCGAUCCAAUCUCCAAAAAGAUGGGACAAAAACUGACAAGCUAGAAAGGUUGAUGGUCAAAAUUGGGGUCUUCUCAGUAUUAUAUACAGUGCCUGCCACAUGUGUGAUUGCUUGCUAUUUCUAUGAGAUCUCCAACUGGACGCUCUUCCUCUAUUCAGCAGAUGAUUCUAACAUGGCAGUUGAGAUGCUGAAAAUCUUUAUGUCUUUGUUGGUGGGGAUCACUUCUGGCAUGUGGAUCUGGUCUGCUAAGACACUCCACACGUGGCAGAAAUGCUCCAACAGACUGGUGAACUCAGGGAAGGUAAAACGAGAGAAGAGGGGAGAUGGUUGGGUAAAGCCUGGGAAAGGAAAUGAAACUGUAGUAUAAACACAGCCAACUUGCAAGCCCCCAAGGGGGAAAUGCUUGCAUUUUGGUAGAAAUGUGUCUGUCGCACACCCCCACGCCCCCAUUUUAUACAGUAACUCCAUUUGAACAAGGCUUGUAUGUACGAGUAUGCAACACGUUAAAAAAAACCCCAACAACAACAAACAGCCCCCAAAACAUAACCAGAACAGCAUUUCUGCUGCCAGCAGUGGCGUUCUCCCAAACAGAAAGGCCAAUGGAGGCUUUCAAAGCUGUGAAAAAUCAAACCGCUGAUCACUUUAGCAGGUUGAAGUCCUGACAUUGUGUACAGCCCCUGCAGUGUUAGUGGCAAAGUUGCUGCCCCCUGCAUGGUCUGCAGUCAUCAGAACUAUGUUUUGUGACUUGCAGGGAGAAAGAUUAACUUUUUAAACCCUUUAAGAUUUGGAAUACUAACUAGGUCUUUCAAAUAGUAACCCAACCAAUAAACACUGGAAAUGUUGAGUUCAGAGAAGUGUUACAAGGGUUUUCUAGUUUGGUUUUCUCAAAGGUGUUUACAGCAUAACUUAAACAUUUUCCAUGGUGCCCAGUUUGCUCCUCAGAGCUGUGCCAAUCACACGCCCAAUGGUGAUGUAAAAAUAUUUCGUUGUCUUUGUCAAGAAAUAGGAUUGUUUGGGCAAAGAGUAAAAGCACAUAGAGGGUCCAGUGGAUUUUUCUUGUAGGUUAAAAAAACUAAACAAAACAAAAAACAAAAAACUCUAUUUCAGUAUCUCCUUAUGUUCCAGGAUGUUAAUCUUCCCAGUCCCUCUCCACCUCACAUUAAUGACUUAAAUGCAUAUCUUUAUGCUAAUUCUAAAAAAAUUACAGCAUGAUCGGGGGGUGGGGGAAUAGGGAAUUAAGGGUGAUUCACUUUCUGACAAUCACUUAAUUCAGAGAAAAACGAGAUUUACCAAGUCUACUUACCUUACACACCCCAGAGACCCAUUGCAUUGAGCAAUUAAGACUUAAUAUAUUUCACUUUGUGUGAUUGCAUCUCUGCAGACGCCAGUCUGGAAGGACUAAAAUGUUAAGUUUCUUGGCAACUUUGUGCUCACACAGAUUAACUGUGUAAUUUGUGUGUGUCAAUUACAAUUAAAAGCACAUUCUCCGACCAUGACAUAGUCCCCUGCCUGACUUAAAGCUACGGUCAGCUUGCAUUCUCAGAAUGAUAGCACAUUUUUAAAAAAACGUAAGAAUGUUAUCAGAGAGUCUGGUCUCCUCCAUUCAACAGUGGAGAUGUUUUCCCUUCUGUAAAGGGAUCUAAGGCAAGCAAAUCCAACUCCUUGGUGCACAAUUGUUUCCUAGUAAUUGGCGAUGGCUCUUGCUGGCUCCCUCAGAGGCAGCAUGGCCUGCAGUAUUUAUAUGGUGCUUAAUGAAUCUCCUGACUUCCAACAAGGACCUUGUUUGGUUAGCAGGGGACAUAGUGUAAACCAUAUAAACCUGCCGAGUGCUGAGAACUCACAGGUCUUAAUUGCCCCAUUGUUGACGAGCCCCAUGCUUUGGGCUGUUUGAAAACUUGCUUCAUAUUGAAGGAGAACGCUUUAGCAGCUUCUGGAAAAUAGCAGUUCUUUUGAAAAUGUAGCUGUCCUAAGCCUUAACCUGCCUAAGACCUUCUUUAGGUUUCUAGUCUGCUGCAAAUGCAAUGUUUGCCAUUACUGGGCAUACUUUUGUUCCUUUCCAGCCAAUUCAUAACCAGCCUUAGAUUCAGCCCCUACUUAGCAAUGGCAUUUCAUAGGUUCAUUCAUCUUUUUUUUUUUUAAACAAACUGUUCUUUAAGUAGGAAAGCCUUGGCUCCUCUGCUUUGUAUAGAAAAGUAUCCAGAGUCUCAGAAUUCCAAAUAAGUGACCAGAUUUUGGUGAAAAGAUACUCGUUUUAUUGCUUACUUCUGUCAAGUAUUGAACAUGGUGAUUGUGGUAUGAUCAGUCAGGAUCCCUGGAAAGGCUGGCGUGAAUCAGCUUAACUUAAAUCAGAGACUGUUUUGCAUGUAGAAUGAUAACCUUGAACUCCCUGUUCUGCACACAAGCAGUUCUCAUAAAUGCCCAGGGCCACCAAAUGCUGGCACAGGGGCAGAAUCUGCCCUUACUCACCUUCUACUCCAGUGCCUAGGGAGUUGAGCCUCAAAUCUGGCCUCGGGAAAGGAGGAAGAACGACUCAGGAGGGACAAGGACUUAACUAAGGCUUAGUAUGGAUGCCUGGCUGUUAACAUUCUGGAUUUUAUAACUCUUAAUCCUAACAUUUCAGUGGUCUUGUGACUUGGGCAGUCUAAUCCAGUAAGAGAGAAUACUUGAAUGAGAAAGUCAGGAGACCAGCUUUCACAUGAUGGAGUGUUGGUCAUUUGCUAGGUGCUGACAUGCUGCUCAUCAAGUCUCUUGCCUUCUAAGGUAAAAAGGCCCACAAUCAGUAGCGGUCACCUCUGCUUGCUGACUUGGAACUCUGACUGUGUAGAUCACCGUGCCAAGUUUCUUUCCUGCUGUCUUUCAAAUGAAUGAUGUAUUUAAGACUGAGAUCCGGGUGUUCUUAACCUGUUUUGUGGCAUGAACCCAUCCCUUUGGCAGAAGUUUAGGGAAGCCUAUGGACCCCUUCUUAGAAAAAUGAUUUUAAAUGCAAAAUGGAAAAGACACAAGAUUACCAAGGAAACAACUUAUAUUGCAAUGUGUUAGUAUAUUGCAACAAAUUACUUUGCAAUAUAGUUAUUAAAAUAUAUUUUUCUUAAGUACACAGACUCUAGAUUAAGAACUCUCACUACAGGCAGAGGGCUUUAGUAGAAUGAUGUUUGCAUCUGCGUUUUUAGUCUGUAAGUUGGCUUUUUGUUGUAGCCAGAGCCUCAGCCAGUCUACAUCUGCUUUGAAGCACCUCUAUUCCAUUCGGCAUUUGAACCCAAAGAAAGCCUACCAUGUAUGGAACUCUGUUGACAUAAAGGUGUACACAUUCAUUUUUAUUCUAUUGCCAGGGAUUUUUCCCACAGGAUGGCUUAAUAUUAGCCUUGUUUGGGUCUAUUGAACUGCUUUGUCCAUUUUGCAAACUGGAGUGGAGCUUCUCUGAAAGCCCAUCCAUGUGUUCCAUAGACUUUUAGUCCAGUAAAGCAAGUGGGGCCUUCCAUUCUUGACACUCACUCUCACUUCCCUGAGUGAUUUCUUUUUUUUUUUUUUAAGAUCACUCCUUAAUAUAGGAGCAUGGGCAUGGAAGGGGAGGAGGAAGCAGCAGCAACUCUGCAGGGAAAUUUUGUGGAUUGUUAUACAAAUAGCCUUCCUUUGCAAAGCUGGGAUCCAUCUCUGCUGGUUUCAGGAAGGCCAGGUAUCCUUUACCCUCCUUUUCAAUUAAAUUAAGCAUCUACAGGGGAGAUAGAAAGUUUGGAUAAGGCAUGGCCCCUGGCCUCUGCUGGGGGGAGAAGACAAAUCCAGAUGGCUUUAAUAUACACUAUUGCAUGGUAAAUGCAUCAUACAAUCGCAAACAAAGUGCUUUGUGAAUAAGGUCUGAGGGGGAAGGUAAUUCUACUGGCAGGCAAUUCCAUUUCUUUUCCUCUGUUUUGGGAUUCACUAUGACUUAUCUUGGUUAAUGUUGGGGCAGUAUCUUGCCUGGCAAAAAGCCAAAACUGCUUUUCUUCCUUUGGAACUCGGGAGAAGUUGUCAUCUGUCACUUCUGGGAAGACUCUUUGGCAGCUGGAGAAUUUAGCUAUAAAAACCAAAGCCUCUCCAUCCACUUUCGGAUGGGAAUCUACUAAACCAUUAAACCAGGCUAUUCUUGAAUCUCCACUGAGCUUCUUCCCUCUCUUCCUCCACCCUCCCCCUCCUUAGGCCAGGAUGAAUUUCAUGGCAGAAUAGAAUGAGUUACUAUUGGAGUCUGUUUGGGUGAGCAAGGUAGUCUGACUGAACUUGAUUCACAUCCUUUCCCUCUAAUGCUGACCCAUUUUCUGUCCUCUUGGACUGCUGCUGGGUUAGCAGCUUGCUCAGGUUUCCUGGAACUGGACAAAGGGGGGUGGGAAGCUUCGUUUCUAUGAGUUGCCUUUUUUUUCCUGACGUCUUCCCAUUGAUUCUCCCAUAUACUGGAGAUCUAGAUUUUGACUUGGAAGGGAACCUUAAAAGCCAUUGAAUCCAACUGUUUCAUUUUAUAGAUAGGGGAACUGAAGCACAUAGAGGUUGUUACUUGCCUAAAAUCAGGUGAAAGUGUCUAAGGCAGGAUUUUAAUCUAAGUCUUCCAGACUCCAAGUCUAGCACCCUAUUCAGUAUUCUUGGCAUCAGAUCCUGAGACUGCAUUACUAUCAAUAGAACCACAUUAAGUCCUCUAGUCCUGCUUCUUUUCCCCUUCUCUAGGCCUCAGUUCCCACAUCUGUGAAAUGGGGGAGAUGGACUAGAUCAGAAAUGUCAAACGUGCAGCCCAUUUUAAUAUGUUUUUCUAAGUUGGUAUUCAGACCCGCAGGGAUCCUGAUGUAGGUUUUAGUUUUUAUUUGAUUUUGAGAUGACCACUGAGAACUUUUCCAUCUUUACAUCUGUGAACCUAUAAUUCUAGGUUCUAGAGCAGCCACUGCCAAAGGAUAAAAAGAUUUCACCACUAUGGUGCAACCUUUGCCUGCUUAUAAAAAUGACAGCUGCAAUACUUCAAUAGGGUAGGGGAGCUGUGAAGUCCAGAGCUGGAAGAUUGAGGGAUAAACCAAGAAGAGUCUAACACAAACCUCUGUACACUGCAUGCAUGCUAUAUGGGACUCUAGAGAGAGCGCUGGAGUUAGAGUCAGGAAAACCUGAGAUCACAUUCUGGCUUGGGAACUAAUUGUUUGACUUCAAUCAAGUCACUUCACCUGUUGGAACCUCAGUGUUCUCAUCUGCAAAAUGGAAAUAGUAAUACCUCUAGUACCUUCUGGUGAGGUUCAAAUGAUAUACAAUGCAUGUAAAGUGCUUUACAAACUUUAAAGCCAUAUAUAAAUCUCAGUUAUUAUUAUUAUUCUGUGCUACAACAGGCAUGUUAGAGAGGGCUUUUGAUUUAAAUAUGCAUGCUUUAUUAUUCCUUGGCAAACUCCUUAUUCUUUUCUUUCCUGUGUUUGGGUCCAGGCCCUAACUUGGAUUUGUAUCUUGCCUGGAAAAGGGCCUAUGCUAUCCACUCCUUAGACCCAAGAUAGGGAUUCUUUACAGCUUCCAAGAGAACCCUUUGCUUGACCAGGGAGUAAAUAUACUGCCCAUUUUUUAAAGCAGUGGCAUUUAUUUGAUUUCACUAGAAUAUUUUCUCAGCCAAUCUGGUUAGUUCUACUUCCUGCCAGCCACUUGGGUAACAUAAUUUACACAGCAUGAAGUAGGCCCUUGAGAGUGGUGUUAUAACAAAGGUCCUGCUGUAAUGCUUUCUUUUGCUAAGGCUAACUGGCCCUGAUGGCAGUGACUUGGGCCGCAUUUAAGCUUCUCUUUUUUUUCUUUUUCCUCUUUAAAUUGGCAGAGUUUGCAGUAUUGAUUCAAGGUAGGCCCCGAGUAGAGAGACUUGGCUCAAAUUCAUUCAUUUUCAUUAUGCUUGAAUUUCUCCUUGGUCUUCCACAGUGUUUGAAAUCAUCAACAUCAUUCAAUGUGGCAUUUAGGUAGACUGGUGCUUUUGGUUUCUUCAUUGCUGGGUUCGUCUGUCCCCUCUCUACUUUGAUUAAGAGAGCUUCUGGCCAAUGAAGGGCUGAUGUCCAUUUUUGAUUUCAGGUGGUCUUUGUUUCAGAAAUGUUUUUAUCCCAGCUCUGUUGUUGACCUUCUACUGUUUGAUUGUAAAGUCUAUGAAGGCUGAGGUCAUGUCUUCCUCAGCACCUGUCACUGGAGUCCUGUAAAUGGAAGGUGCUUUCUCAUUUCAUAUUUGUUGAGUGAAAGAAUGAUUGACUCAGUUAGUGCACCUAAGUGUAGGUCAGUUACUCAAACCACUCAGUGCCAGAGUCGCUACCUUUGGGUAUUGCCUGGCUCCCACCUACCUCGAAGGGAUAUUGUGAGUGAGGUUUCAGGAGUGUCAACACUGAAGGCCUUUGAGCUCCUUUGAAGGAAGGUGUGAAUAUUGACUGCAUUUAGAAGAGGGGACAACUGAAAUGUGACUAGCCCUAUUGUAAAUGGCAUUGCAGCCAGUAGCCAGGUAGCCAGCUCUUGUAUCCCCUCUUCCCACCCAUACUGUCAGCCAUCUGGAGACCAACCUGUGAAGGUUCUGAGAUGUUGGACAUAGAGGUACCAGGAUGAUAGUCUAUUAAACAUAUCCCGAAUGAAUUUCUGAACUUCAUAGACAAUGGACACUGAUGUUUUUUAGGAUGUACAAAAGCAUAUCUGCAUUAAUGUAUGUACUGUAAAUUUCUAAUUUAUCACUGUACAAAAGAAACUUUGCUAUUUAAUUUUUGUAUCAAAGGAAAAUAAAGUUUUGUUUAUUA